ACUUUCAUUCCUUUGUUGCCACCUCUUCAGGAACCCGCUGUGGUUUUUAGUUUAAAUUAAAGGAGUCAUUAUUGUGGUGGGAAUAUGAAAUAAAGUGGAAGAAAAGGCCGUGGGCUGAUUGGCUGGUGCUUGGGGUUGGGGAAGGGAGGGUAGUGGUGUGCUGGACCCCCGGAGCCCUCGUGGCCCAGCCCACUCUCAAGUUGAAAACCAACACAGAUUUGUGCCCAGCGGAUUUGAGUGUUGUUUUUAGUAGCAGAGCAGAGUUCUAGGACUGGGUGUGGGAAUGUGUGAAGACCACAAGGAAAAGACUCAGAGAAAAAUCAGAUUUCAAAGAUUAGAGAGGUAUUCUUUUGGGGCCACCUAUGGUUGUCUUUUUAUACUCUAGGGGAUGUAUUCAACAAUACUUUGAGUGUUGGGUUUUACAGGGAAAGUGGUCCCGAAAUAAACAACUAAGCGGUGGGGAGAGGAGGGACAAGGUCCAGAAUUGCUGUUUUGUGGUGUCUGUGUGCCCCCUGCUGGGGGAGCUGAGACAUGCCCAUGUCAGAAGCAUUGGGGUCACUGGGUUCCUGGCUAAAGUUUCUGCCAGAACAAUAGAGACUGGCGCUGUUGUGUGGGAAGGAUAGCAGAUGGUGCCAGAGAAGGAAACAUCCAUGGACCCUUUAGGGGCAGGAAUAGAUCUUUGAGGGGCAUGCAGGACAAAGGUAGACUGCUGGAUUGGGGCCCGAGUUUUGCCUCUGUCUGGGCUACUGCUCCCACAUUCAGGAACCAGACCUGGUGGGUGAGGACAUGUUGUCCCUCCUGCCAAGUUAAUAGCUUCCUCCCCCAGCCAGGAUCCUGCUCCAGGCAGGACUAUAGAUGACUCUGUACCUACGGCAGCUCACGCCCAGACUGUCUGUCGAAAGCACCCUGUAGUUCAGGCUCAAGGAACAUGGUCACAGGAAGGUGGGAUUUCAGGGCACCCCUCAGGGACUGCCCCUCUCCCCAGAAUUCCAUGGUGAAGGCCGAAAUACUCGUAGGUGUGCUGGUCAUGGUGGGCUUCACAGUGGGAAAGGCUCCUCUUCCUGAAGUCCGUACCUGCCACCUCUGCCUCUUAGAAGAUCCUGCCGUAGGAUGCAUUUCAGGCUCAGAGAAGUGCACUAUCAGCAGCUCAUCCCCAUGCAUGGUGAUCAGCAUCUUUUAUGAUACCAAGGUUCGCUUCUUAAUCCGAGGCUGUGGACAGCACAAUUCUUACCGCUGCCAAGAAAAACACCAUACCUACCUCUCAGAAUACUGGUACUAUGCCCAAUGCUGCCAGUAUGAUUACUGCAACUCCUGGUACAGCCCCCAGCUCCAGAGCUCCCUGCCUGAGCCCCCUGAUGGGUCCCUGCCCCUGCCCCUGUCUGAGUCCCAGAUCCAGUGGUUCUACCAAGCCCUGAACCUCUCACUGCCCCUCCCCAGCUUCCAUGCUGGGAAGGAGCCUUCUGAAGGCCUGGACCCCCUGGCUGUCCUGCCCCUGAAUCUGACUUUGUCCAUUGCUGACCUGCGCCACAUAUACUUGUUCCUCAACACUUCAGGACUUUUGGUUCUUCCCUGGGCUGGGCCCUGACAUCUUUCUAUUCCCAGAUUUCACUCUGGUCCAGCAUCUCCUGACACCCCAGCAUCAUGUGCUGCCCUCACAGAGCGCUCACACUCUCUGGUCUGUGAGUUCUCAGUCUUCCUUCCUUUGUAUUUUCAUUGUCUAUAUGGUUUUGGUUUAGUUUCCUCCCCAAAAAGCAGUUGGCCCUGCACCCUGUGCCCUUCGUCUACCUAGAUAAUAAUCUCAAAUGUGAAGUCUGUCUAGGCUGAUCUAGGAAAGGUACAGUGGUUUCCUCAUCCCUUUCCCAUCACCUGAGUGUCCCAUCAUCAACCCCCUCAUCUUCCUGAUCCCCUCUCAAUAUGGCUGUUUCAACUCCUACACCAAUCUCUAAAACCUUGUCCCAGACUGAACUUGCAUCAAGAAGGGUGUCGAUUUUCAGACUGGGCACUCUGGUGCUCCUACCUCUGUCUCCACCACCCGCACUCCCGCCUGGUCUCCUGCUGCCUUCUCUGAUCUCUUGUCCCCGUCUCUGGCUUUCUCAGCCCCACUUCACGUCCCAGAGUUCUGACAGCCACUUGCACAGAUUCCGGGGGAGAGGAGAGUACCUGUCCUCUGCUCCACAUUCCCCAGUUUCCCUCCACAAUAAACAAACUGGGCUAAGUCUGUGUCACAUUGUUUAUGGGGUCAGGCUCAGGUGUGGGCAGGUGUAGACAGGUUGAAGUUAACUGGGCGUGGGCUUCAAACAGUAUUGCAGAGCCCUGCCCACUCCACUUGGCCUUUGUGGUUCCUCAUGGCCUGCCCCAAAUAGCACACAUCCAUCCUACCCUCUGUUCAGCUGGAGAUCAAAGUAAGAGGAUUGUGACUUCUGCUAGCCUUAAACAUACCCUACAAAACCUAGAUAGUUAAACCUGGGUGAUGUGAGGUUUUUCCACGUAAGAAAGGAGGGAAAACUCAACCACGAACACUCAAGAGCAAACCAAAAGGCCUCGGUCUGCAUCACAGAGUCACCUGGAACUGAGGCACCUGCAUUCCUGCCUAUUCUCAGUUCUUUUCAGGAUCCUGGCACCCAGGACCCCCUCUUUGGGGGCCUAGGUGGAGGACGUGGGAGAGUACAGAGAGUACUGCAGGUGGUGCUGCAGGUGGUGCUGCAGUGGUGUAGGAGCUUUCAUUUUAAUAUUUUGAAAAACUGCACACAUGCAGAAAGCAAUAAUGAAUACUCAUAACUCAGCCUCGCCCAUACAUCCAAUAGACACUGGACACACUCUUCUGAGCCAGGCCUGGUAUUAAGCAUUGGGACUUGCAGAUGAGUAUAGCCAGGUGUCCACCCUUCCGAAUCUCGCAACCCGGUGCUGGGAUUAUGAAACCUUUUUCUGAAAAGUAGUACAGCUCAGUGGCUGGGAGCCCCAAUCCGAGCUCCUCUGCCACUUCAGUAAGUUGGUCUCUCUGACGAACUUUGGUCAUCUAUCAAGUAAGGAUAGUGUCUCAGGAUUGAGAGAAUGUGUGUACAGAAAUAGAAGUUAUGGGCUCAAAAAUAGACAUGUCUUAGAGACAAGCAUACACACAGAUUUUGGCCCAUUUAGUUUUAAACCUUUUUGGCCAUACAGAUGUUUGUGCACCGUAAGAUGGGUUUUUGUAAACUACACAUCUAUGUUACCAUUCCCUGAGUUAGCAUAAAGGCCUUUAUCAGCACCCAAAGCUGCCUUCGUGCACCCUCCUAGACCCCCCACCCCAAAGCUUAGGGGUAGCCACUGCCCUGAAUUUUAUCUGUGUGCUUGAUAGAAGUGACAUCACACAAUGUAUACUCUUCUACAUAACAUUUUGCACGUAUGUUAACAGAUCUUUGUGGCCGCUUUAAUGGCCUGUGCUCUGGUGGGAGAAAGCAAUAUUUGUUUCUAGGUCAGGAAGCAGUUGGAAAUACAAAGAGAGGUUAUAAGCCACUGUGUCCCUCUCUUGCCGGCCCACUUUACCCCAUGACCUCUGACUUCAUUAUAAGUCAAAGGCCCAGGUUUACACAACUCUAGCAAGUCAAACUGGAAGACAGCCUCAGAGGAUGAGAAACCCAAGGCCCGAAAUUGAGGAGUAACUUACCAUGGUCCUUGAAAAGGGAAGUUGAGCCCAGGAUCAGAGAGGCCACUAGGUCUUUACAUCUCUUCAGAGAACACUUUCCCCACCCUCUCCUCCCUGGGACUGGUUCUUUCACAGUUCCACUCCCAGCAACACACCCCCGUGGGCCUGCCUUCAGUCCCCACCCAGCUCUGGAUCUGACAGCACUUCUGAGGACUCCUGCUACCCUUCUGGUCUUCACCACAGGAGGGCCUUCAGUUUCUCUUCACCUCUUUGUGCUGAGAGCUGAAUCAGAAGUGGGGGGGCGGGGGGCAGGAGCAGAGCUUCGCAGAGCUGGGAGCCCCUUACCUGCCCCCAUGAGGGGCAGUCAAGCAGUACCACCUCCCUCAGCCUCCACAUCCACCGGAAGAGAGAGGCAAAUCAGUUUGUACAUCUAUUUAUUUUGGAGGAACACUGGGGACUUGGGGCAAGAGAGGACUGUGGUGGGAAAAGAAGCCAAGCAGGGCGAAGGGACAUCCUUGAGGUGGGAACAGACAGGAGGAAAGGUGUCAGACUGAGGACUUGAAGGAAAAUUCCAGAGAAUUCUGGAGAGGGAGCCUGGGGAAAGGGCACAGUGGAAAUAGGGGUGUUGAGGAGUGUCAACCAAGAGGCAGAUAGGGCCAGGGUCCAGUAACUGCUGCUGAGAGCGGCACGGAGGGCUGCUGAGUGGGGCUGGACAUUGAUCUGGCUGCUCCAAGAUGGAAAUCAGGAGGAUGGCUGGAAAUUGGCAGGAUUUUACUCCAGAGGUCUCUGCAGAAGUUCUAAGGAUCAUAUUUUAUUCUGUUCUGAGGGUUAUUGCAGAAAUUCCGGAAGCAGCAUCUAGAGAAUACCCAGAAGCCCAACACUGGAGAAGUGUGGGUGUACGAGCAAUCACUCAUUUGCUCCUUGCUGCGGCAGUCACUCACCAUGAUCUCGGAACCACUGUCUGGGGAGGGAUGGCAGCAAUCAGUGACUCGGAAAUCCCAAGCAAAGCCCCGAACCCUCCCAUCCCCUCACGCCACAUGACUUACCAUCAGUGCCCCCAUACCCUGCCCUGGACCCCCCAAAUGCAAAGAUUCCUGGACUGGACAGGGCCAGGAAGUCACCAGUCAUAAACUCUGGAAGUUUCCCAUGGAAAGUUGGUGGGAAAGAGCCAUUCGAGAUACAGUGACAGUUGGAAUGGGUGAGUUGGGACUUGUGGAGCAGUGAGGAGAACCAGCACCUCAGGCGGAGACAAGUUAGAGAAAGCUGGGAGAUGUAUUGGAGGUCGGAUUGCAGACAGGGUGUUCGUCAUUUACUUUAUGGGUCAAAAGUAAGAGAAGGUAUCUCUGCUGCUUUUGUAUAUAUUAGAGGAGGAA
Messenger RNA from Hippopotamus amphibius kiboko, 4995 nucleotides. Its product is annotated as casein kinase II subunit beta. The coding region runs from base 929 to 1585 and encodes 218 amino acids. Lineage: Eukaryota; Metazoa; Chordata; Mammalia; Artiodactyla; Hippopotamidae. The record is from RefSeq and is a predicted model, not a curated record. The transcript has 3 exons. Gene Ontology annotation, molecular function: protein kinase regulator activity. Gene Ontology annotation, cellular component: cytoplasm; external side of plasma membrane; protein kinase CK2 complex.